Molecule: messenger RNA, 1209 nt
Organism: Dama dama (fallow deer)
Lineage: Eukaryota; Metazoa; Chordata; Mammalia; Artiodactyla; Cervidae
Product: WAS/WASL-interacting protein family member 3-like
Exons: 1
Coding region: 1-1209 (402 amino acids)
Source: RefSeq, a predicted model, not a curated record
AUGCCCGCCCGGCCGGUCCCCUCCGGGAAAGGAGACGCGAGGCCUAUAGGGCUCGGCUUAGGCCGCAAAACUAGGGACCCAACGGGACCUACACGCAGCGGCGGCUCCUGGGAACCUACGCCCUUGCCGGGCAAAGCUUCGGGACCCCCGGUGUCCCCGCCACGCUCCCGCCCCUCCCGUGUCCCGGUGCCUCACCCCCGCGGGAGGGGAAAACAAGCUGCCCUCCGCCCCGAACCCCAAGCCAGGAAGCGGCUGACGCGGCUCCGCACUUCACAUUUUGUUCCUUCAACUUCGGCUCAGGGACCCCGGCGGCUUCUCUCGCCCCCGGCCACUCGGCGCAGUCCGGUGCCGCCGAGGCCUGACCGGCACCUCCGGGCAGCCCCGCCGGGCCUCCGUCCCGCGCCCCCCCCCCGCCCCGGUCUCCCCUUCCGUCCCCUCCCUCCCCAGCCGAGGGCGGGAGCCGAGCCGCCGCCGCCGCCUUUACCUCCUCCUCAUGCGGGCGGAAGGUGCAUCGAGCGCCCGGGCCUCUGUCAGGUGGUUGCGCCGCCGCCCCUCUCCGGGCUGCACACAAAGCGGCUCCGCGGGUCCCGCCGCCGCCGCCGCCGCCCGCCCCGGAGCGGCGCUGGGGCUGGCGGUGCCGAGGAGGAGCAGUCGCCGCGGGGGGAGACGCGGGGCGAGUGGGAGCUGGGCGGGGAGACACUGCCGCUCUCCGUCUGGCAGAGGAAGAGCAGCCUCGGAGAAGGCUCCUCCGGGAGCGUGCGCGCGUGUGUCCGCCCCGGACCCCGGCUGCCCGCCCGCCAGCACCUCGCGCCGGCCGGGUCCGCCGACCCGGACCCGGACGCCCCUCGCAGCGGCGCGCGCGCGGCCGUCCGUGCUCCCGGCAGCCGGCGCCUCUCGCACACACCGACCGGUCACGCGAGCGGCGCGAGAGCACGCGAGAGCAGGGCGCGCGCCUCGCUCCCGCCCCUUCCUCCGCCGGCCUUGCCUCCGCCUCCCUCGGGCCUCAAGCGGCGGCGCGCGGAGCAAACAGCGCCGCCACCCGGUUGGCGCCAAGACCUGCCGCACCGAGCGCCUUCGGGAGGACCGGACCCAGAAGGCGAGCGGAGGAGGAGCCUGGCUGGCGGGAAGCGACCCGGCGCCCGCGGCCUUUUGGGGCCAAGUUGGAUGAACGAGGUUUUUUCACUGUUUGCCGCGGAGAUGAGUUCAUGA